Molecule: messenger RNA, 330 nt
Organism: Kazachstania africana CBS 2517
Lineage: Eukaryota; Fungi; Ascomycota; Saccharomycetes; Saccharomycetales; Saccharomycetaceae
Gene: COI1
Product: Coi1p
Exons: 2
Coding region: 1-330 (109 amino acids)
Source: RefSeq, a predicted model, not a curated record
AUGAACUCUUCGGCAAGUCCAUUCAGAACGGUUGGUAAGAGUGUAUUAUAUGCAUUUGGAAUUGGUAUAGCAGCAAUAUUUAUAUCUAAAUCCAUCAUUAGAGAUAGAAGGGAUAAGCAUUUUAUAACAGCUGCCAGAGUUAUGAAAGAUAAUGAAGAUGAUAAGAAUAGGGAUUAUUAUGAUAAUGUUGCACUGGUGAGGCCAGGUUUUCCUCUGCCCAGGGAAGAACAGACCUUAAAGAGGAAAAAUAGGUAUGAGGGUACCGGUGUAAGUGCAGCGACUCGCAAGAGAGGUGAUAAACUGGGAUUUUGGGAUAGAAGAAAUAAUUAA